UUCUACCCCGACUGAUGGCAGUUCUACACAGUAGCAAAACCCGCAGCAAGGCAAUUAGUAAGCUCAGAGCGGAAGUCGUGAUAACGUCAUCUCAAUGUCCUGUCCUUCAGGCCCCCAGGAUCAAUAUAGACUACAAAUUCAACGGUAACUUUUCCAAUUCAGAUCCCCUCACCAGCACCCAUCUCGACGUCAUUCCUCAUCCUCGUUGAACGACACUCGACGAAGGCACCAAAGGUAUCAACAGCCAACCUAAAACAGAAGCCAAGAGAACACCCAAUUGAUACCUCAUUCAACUUAUCGAAGGACAGCCAAGAUGCCCGAGUACAUGAAAGCAGUCGACAUCAAGGGCGGCAAGGGCCCCAUCGAAGCCCUCUACAUCAACGACCAGGUCCCCAAGCCCACGCCGGCAGCGCACCAGGCCCUGGUGCGGAUCAAGGCCUUCGGGCUGAACCGCAUGGACCUGAUCCAGCGGCAAGGGAACUACCCCCUCCCGCCACAGGCGGGCCCCAUCAUGGGCGUCGAGUUCUCAGGCACCAUCGAGGCCCUGGGCUCCGAGGAGGCGCACCACUGCCGCGGCCUGAAGGUAGGCGACGAGGUUUUCGGCCUCGCGUACGGCGGCGCCUACGCCGAGUACAUCGCGGCCAGCACCAAGAUGCUGCUGCGCAAGCCCGCGGCCCUGUCGUGGGAGGCUGCGGCGGGGAUCCCCGAGACGUUCAUCACGGCGACGCAGGCGCUGCACUUUGUGGGCGGGUUCGAGGACCUGAGGGGCAAGUCGGUGCUGUGGCACGCGGGCGCGAGCGGCGUCAGCAUCGCGGGGAUCCAGCUGAGCAUCCGGGCGGGCGCGAAGAACGUCUUCGCCACGGCCGGCAGCGCGGAGAAGUGCGAGUUCGUCGAGAAGGAGCUGGGGGCCACCAGGGCGUUCAACUACAAGGAGGACGACUGGUCCAAGGGCGUGCUGGAGGCCACGGGCGGGGCGGGCGUGGACCUGAUCGUGGACUACAUCGCGGGCGACUACGUGCAGAAGAACCUGGACUGCGCGGCGCGGGAGGCGCGGGUCGUGCAGCUGGCCUUCAUGGGCGGCGCGCAGCUCAGGGACCUCAACGUGGCGCAGAUACUGUACAAGCGCAUCCGCUGGGAGGGCAGCACGCUGCGGGCGCGCGACGAGGAGUACCAGGGCCGGCUGCGGGACAGGCUCGAGCAGGACGUGCCGGCCAUCGCCGGCGGCGAGCUCAAGGUCUUUGUCGACAAGGUCUACGGGAUGGACGAGAUCCAGGAGGCGCACCGGCUGAUGGAGAGGAAUGUCACGAGGGGCAAGAUCAUCUGCACUGUGCCUUGAGCGGGCAAGUUGGAUAUCGAGAGGUGUGGGUAUAUAGUACGUGGAAUUGGAAAUAUCAAAAGUGUAUUUCGUGAUAAUUGAGUCCCCUGCUGCCCCUCCCGGCAGCCCUAUUCCUUUUCAGACUCGCAGGCACUUUUCUCCGACCCUGAACGCCAUGUCUCAACCUAUAUCCCAUGUGUAUAACAACCAGCCCCCGCUUACAAAGCCAUCUUCUCAUGCAGGAAGCGCUUCUUGCCCUCGCCCUCGCCGUACACAGCCGACACGUGGCCGGUACCCCGGACCUUGUACUUGUAGAUGGUCAGGCCCUCGAGCCCGACGGGGCCGCGGGCGUGGAUCUUGUUGGUGCUGAUGCCGACCUCGGUGCCGAAGCCAUAGCGCAUGCCGUCGGCCAUGCGCGUCGACGCGUUCCAGUACACGCCCGCCGAGUCGACGGCCGUCAUGAAGCGCUCGGCCUGCGCCGCGUCCGAGGUCAGGAUGGCGUCCGUGUGGUGCGACCCGUGCGUGUUGAUGUGCGCGACGGCCUCCUCCACCCCGGACACGGCCUUGACGGCCAGCACGAGUGCCAGGUGCUCCGUGUCGAAGUCGACGUCCCGCGCGUCCUCGACCUUGCCCCCCGCCGUGGCUGGUAGUAGUUUCUCCGCGGCGGCCUUGGUCCGGGCGUCGCAGCGCAGGGUGACGCCCUUGGCGAGGAGGGCCUCUGCGACGGCGGGGAAGACGGCGCCGUCCAGGGCGCCCUCGUCGACCAGGAGGGUCUCGAGGCUGUUGCACGCGGCCGGGUAGCUCGUCUUGGAGUCGACGGCGACGGCGGCGGCCAUGGCGGGGUCGGCGGACCGGUCCAGGUAGGCGGCGCAGAGCCCGUCGGCGUGGCCCAGGACGGGGAUCUUGGUGUUGUCCUUGACGUAGCGCACGAGGUCGUUGCCGCCGCGGGGGAUGACCAGGUCGACGUAGGCAUCAAGCGCGAGCAGCUGGGGGAUGACGUCGCGGGUGGUGACGAGCUGGACGGCGGCGUCGGGCACGGCGACGUGCGCGGGGGCCAGGGCGGCGGAGAUGGCGGUGGAGAUGGCGACGAAGCUGUGGGUGCUCUCCUUGCCGCCCUUGAGGAUGGCGGCGUUGCCGGACUUGAUGGCCAGGCUGGCGAUGUUGGCGAUGACCUCGGGGCGGGCCUCGAAGAUGAUGAGCAGCACGCCGAUGGGGCAGGUCAGGCGCUCGAGCACGAGGCCGUCGUCGAGGCGGGUGCGCAGGUCGACGACGCCGAGCGGGUCGCCGAGCCCGCGCACGUCCAGGAUGCCCUUGAGCAUGUCCUCCCACUUUCCCGCCUUGGCCAGGUCCAGCCGCGACACCAGGCUCGGCGACAGCUGCCCGUCGGCGGCGGCCUGGCGGGCGGCGUCCAUGUCCCUGGCGUUGGCGGCCAGGAUGGCGUCCUUGGAGGCCACCAGCGAGUCGUGGAUGGCGGUCAGGGCAUCGUUGCGGGCGCCGACGGGCAGCGUGGCGAGGAGGUGCGAGGCUGACUUUGCAGCCUGGGCGGCCUCGAGGGCACUCGAGUUUGUGAGAGACAUAGUCCCUGCUGGUGAUAUGUGUGGCAAGCACACAGGCAGGGUAUCAAGAUAUGGCAAGGCUGAAAAUAACGAUGGUCUGCCUCGUGGUUGUGGGGUGGUGGCUGUGGCUGCGAUUGCGAGAGUCAAGUUUAGUCAAGUCAUUCGGGUGAAGUCAUUUUCAUGUGUGACUCCACGAUCGGAGUCGCUUCCCGAUCGAGUUCUGGACGGCCAUCAUGCACUGCCAAAUGCAGUCCAAAGCUGCAAUGUUGGUUAUUUGAUUUGUUUAUGGUAUUGAUCUGGUCAAUCGAAUGAAAC
Messenger RNA from Diaporthe batatas, 3186 nucleotides. RefSeq lists its product as uncharacterized. The record is from RefSeq and is a predicted model, not a curated record. Gene Ontology annotation, molecular function: oxidoreductase activity. The transcript is spliced from 2 exons. Lineage: Eukaryota; Fungi; Ascomycota; Sordariomycetes; Diaporthales; Diaporthaceae. The coding region runs from base 314 to 1336 and encodes 340 amino acids.